Molecule: messenger RNA, 1254 nt
Organism: Oryza brachyantha (malo sina)
Lineage: Eukaryota; Viridiplantae; Streptophyta; Magnoliopsida; Poales; Poaceae
Product: ATG8-interacting protein 1-like
Exons: 3
Coding region: 174-890 (238 amino acids)
Cellular component (GO): intracellular membrane-bounded organelle
Source: RefSeq, a predicted model, not a curated record
AAAAAAAAGUUGAGAAAAUUGUGUAUAUUUUCCCCUCUCCAUCCCCUCGCCGUCUCCUCCUCCGUCUUCCCGAGUCCACCCGCCGCCUCCGCCGAUCUCCGGCGGCGACCGCGAGCAGGGGCGCCGCCGUCACCGAAGGUUUGGGGAGGCUCAACGUUGGAUCCGCUCCUGACAUGGCUGACAACAGCAAAGAAGAGGCGGUGGGAGAGGGAGCAGCUCCCCGCGGAGCGGACUGGGAGGUGGUGUCUCUCACUGCAUCUGCCUACGCAGCAGCGCCGGGGCCAGGCGGAGCAGCGGACAGGCCACCUGUGGCGGCGGCGAUGGCUGCGAGCCAGGAAGGAGGGAGCUCAGCGAACGCGCUCUUCAUGUCUGACCACUUCGUGUUUCCUCCGAGUGAGCAUGAGAAUCUGCCGAUCGAGGCCGGUUUCGAUGAGAUCCAGCCCGAGAAGGACGCGCGGGAGGCGAGCACGAGCGUGGAGGAUGAGGGCUUCAAGAAUGUGGGCGGGAGCUAUGGCGAUGAGCCUGAGAGAAUUCAGUUCUAUGAUGAAGGAAGAAGCCUCUCGGUUGAUGAUGUGGAGAUGAUGGGUGAUGCUGCUGAGUAUGGUUCGUUUCACGUGCAAGAUGAUUUCGACAAUGACGACUCUCAUGACAAAUCAGAUUUGCCCCCAGAGUCUGUGGACAGCAAAACCCGUGAUUCUGGCACCCCUUGCAAGUGCUGGCUGAAGAAACAUAUGUCGUGCUUGUAUCACCAAGCCAAGGAAACAAAUGCUCUCUGGUCUGUGGUGGUUGCAGCUGCUCUUGUUGGACUUGUAAUCUUGGGACACUGGCACAAAGACAAACUGCACCUUCACAAUCUUAAAUGGCGGUCUCGCUCAGCCGUGAGAGGGUGACCAACAGGGCUGGUGGGUGUUUUUAUGGUCUUCUUUGAUGCAACCUCUCAUAAAGUCUUCACAUGUCAACCUGAAGUUGUAACUGAGAUGGUUGUGGCAAUAUGAUUGUCACAAUGACGAAAGGAGUAUACUUUGUAAUAAUAUGAAGUUUGCCAGGGGUUCUUGUAGCCUUCGUUUGCUUGCCUUGACUGCUUCUGAGAUGCUGAAGUUUCCACCGCUACUCACAUCACCGUACCUCCAUACACUUGCUAUGGCACAUUUACUUUUAAUUUUCCAGUAGUGUACAUUUUGAGGAAUGGCUGUCUACACGCAAUUGCAUACUGUGAAAUCCAUGGUAACCUCAUUGUUCUUCCCGAACAAAAGA